CAUUGGCGCAUGACUAAUAACGAACCAGUCACUAUUGAGUGUUGCAUCAGUGUGCUUUACAGCUUACUCCAAACCCUAACAUCCCAAAAUUUCAAUUUCGAAUUUCUCAUUUUAUACAUAUUUAUUCAAUUCAAUAUUCGAGAAAGUAUUUCUCGAUGUCGUCUUCUAUGUUCAACAACCACAGCAUUUCGAUCUCCGUCUCAGACGAGGAAUCGGACGAACUCGGCCGGAUGCGGGUGCGAGUCCGAAGAAAGCGCAAGAAACAGUACGGUCACCGAGUUAAGAAUGAGUUGUCUCAGCUUGUUCUAAGGUUCCUCUUGAAAUAUUGGAUGGUUUUUAUUUUCCUUCCCGCUGCUGGGUUACUUGUGUUCGAAGCCUCGAGAAUCGGUAAAGAACCGAGUUUGGAUGUGGAAUUGGAACGUGAUGUAAAGAAGACACCGGAUUUGAAACAUAACCAGACUGUUGGCGAAUUAAAGAAGAAGAUGGAAGAUAAUUUGGAUCGGCUUGAUCCACCACGUUGCUUGAAGCUACUACCUCCUGAAGAACUUCAACAUCUGGAAAUUCCCAUGCAUGAUGAAUCUAAUCUUGUUAAAAAUGUGGUAUACAUAUCAGAGAAAGACGCACAACAUGAAGAAGGCAAUAGUACAAUCUCUAAACUGAGCACAGAGUUUACGCGAUUUAAUCUAUUUACCGGGUACCAGACACUUGACCAGCGAGAGAGUAGUUUUAAGGUGAGUGAAACGGCUCAAAUACAUUGUGGUUUUUACAGUGAAAAUGGAGGGUUUAAGAUUUCUAGUGAGGACAAAAUUUACAUGCAAGCAUGCAAAGUUGUGGUGUCUACUUGUGCAUUUGGUGGUGGAGACGACCUUUAUCAACCUAUUGGAAUGUUACACGCAUCGCUUAAAAGGGUCUGUUAUGUUGCAUUUUGGGAUGAAAUUACUGUAGCAGCUCAGGAAUUUAAGGGGCGCCGAAUUGGUGAGGACUACUUUAUUGGGAAAUGGCGCAUUGUGGUUGUGAGGGAUCUUCCUUUUACAGACCAAAGGUUAAAUGGUAAAAUCCCGAAGAUGUUGGGACAUCGCCUCUUUCCUCAUGCCAAGUACUCUAUUUGGGUAGACUCAAAAUCACAAUUUAGGAGGGACCCUCUUGGUGUUCUAGAAGCCCUUCUUUGGCGUUCAAAUUCUGUAUUAGCGAUUUCACAACAUGGAGCUCGAAGCAAUGUGUAUGAGGAGGCUACAGCUGUUGUGAAGAAACACAAAGCUACCCCAGAAGAAGUUGAGGUGCAGUUGACUCAAUAUCGGCAGGAUGGCUUGCCUGAAGACAAGAGAUUUAAUGGGAAGAAGGCUUUAAAUGAAGCUUCAGUCAUUGUGAGAGAGCAUACACCAUUAACUAAUCUGUUCGUGUGCCUCUGGUUUAAUGAAGUGGUUCGAUUCACUUCUCGCGAUCAGUUGAGUUUCCCAUAUGUACUUUGGCGGUUGAAAUUGCUAAAAGGCAUCAACAUGUUCCCCGUUUGCAUCCGCAAAGAUCUAGUUAAUAGUAUGGGCCACAUUCGCAAGGCUAAGCCAUUGAUAAAUUGAAGCUAUGGUGCUGCAGUCACUCGGUUCCACAUCGUUAACUGCUUGCACUGUGACGAACUAAGGAGCUGUAUUCACUCACAAUUUGUAUCACAGUCAAAUGUGUUGGAGGAAUCGGUCAGAAGGGAAAUGUUUCCUCCUCUUUUUUUCUUGAUCGGCUCCUCCUUGAAUUGUUAUUUACAUCAGCAUAUAGCAGAUUUUGUAUUUAAUUCUUUUGAACCAGACAAAUCGAUUGAUUUGGUUCAUUUUCUAAUGAAUAUAUAUAUUUUUUU
Hevea brasiliensis (rubber tree) is the source of this 1843-nucleotide messenger RNA. Its product is annotated as probable hexosyltransferase MUCI70. The record is from RefSeq and is a predicted model, not a curated record. The coding region runs from base 156 to 1574 and encodes 472 amino acids. The transcript is spliced from 6 exons. Lineage: Eukaryota; Viridiplantae; Streptophyta; Magnoliopsida; Malpighiales; Euphorbiaceae.